Messenger RNA from Rosa chinensis, 1812 nucleotides. RefSeq names its product ankyrin repeat-containing protein NPR4. NCBI's taxonomy places the organism in Eukaryota, Viridiplantae, Streptophyta, Magnoliopsida, Rosales, Rosaceae. Bases 86 to 1579 code for a protein of 497 amino acids. The transcript has 2 exons. Gene Ontology annotation, molecular function: protein binding. The record is from RefSeq and is a predicted model, not a curated record.
UUUCCAUUUCGUUAACAAGUGAAUCAAUUCGGGGUAGAGAGAGAGAGAGAGAGAGAGAGAGAGAGAGAGAGAGAGAGAGAGAGAGAUGGAGAUUAGAGAAGACCACCAUGAAGACGAUACAACAAAAGCACUCUAUGAGGCAGCAGUUGCAGACUCUGUAUCAUCUUUUAAAACAUUGAUCCAGAAAGACCCUCUCAUCCUUGACGAAGUUUCACUCACUCACUUCAGUGAAACUCCCCUCCACAUCUCAGCUCUGCUCGGCAACAUUGAUUUCACCAAGGCUAUUCUUACCCACAACUGGAGACUUGCCACCGUGAGGGACUCCUUGAGACGCCUGCCGCUUCUCUUGGCAGCUGCCGAGGGCCAAAAGGAGAUUGUUCAAGCUCUUCUGAAAGCCUACCCGGCCGCUUGCUUGUUUCCUGAUCAGUAUGGAAGAAUCCCUCUUCACUAUGCCGCUAUGAGAGGACACGCUGAGGUCUUAGUUGAGUUGAUGCACACAAUGCCCAAAUCAGUCAUGUUAAGGGUUCUUGAUAGAGGAGACACGGUUUUCCACUUAUGUGUUGCUUAUAACCAAUUAGAAUGCUUGAAGCUAUUGGUGGAAGAGGUAGGAGACAAUAGAGACCUCCUCAAUGCUAGAGCUGGAUGCGAUGGUGGUAUGACCAUCCUUGAAUUAGCUGUGAUGCUAAGGCAAAUUGAGACCAUAAAAUACUUGCUUUCGCUACCUGCUGUACAAGCAGAAGCAAAUGUUGUACAUGGGAAGGUUUUAAACAUGCUAGAAAAUAGUCCAAGAGAGUCCGUAAGUUUGGAAAUUCAACGAGUUUUGAUGGAUGCUGGUAUCAUGAGAAAUGGAAAGAAUGAAAAUGAGAAACAACUACCAUUACCAAACAACAAAUCAAAGAAAGAUGGAAAAAAGGGACGGAAAGGUUCGAAAAAGGUGAAUGAGAAACGCAGUGAGAGUGGGAAUUGGGUGGAAGAGAAACGCGGCAUGCUGAUGGUUGUAGCUACCAUGAUCUCAACAAUGACAUUCCAAGCUGCAAUUAACCCACCAGGUGGGUUUUGGCAAGAAAUGAACACCAAUACGGUUUUUGAUGGAGUUCCUUAUUGCAGUAUGAGAGACCCUUGUCUACCCGGAACUGCAGUAUCAAGGUACAUGCAUCCAGAAUACUUCAACUGCUUCCAGAUUUUCAAUACCAUCAGCUUCCUCUGUUCUUUGUGCAUCACUCUUUUGCUUAUAAGUGGAUUUCGUCUCCAUAAACGAGUACUUGUCUGGCUCUUGUCAAUAGUGAUGUGUCUCACUCUCACAUUCUUGGCACUGGCCUUCAGGGCAGGUUCCUAUAUGAUAAGACCAGAAGGUAUUCAAUAUGGAUAUCGCGAUCGUAUACGUUUUCUGGCUUAUGGCUCAUGGUUUUGGGUUCCAUUGCUUCUACUGGUAGCUUUAUAUCACACUAUUCGACUUCUGGUUUGGCUCGUAAGGAAGUUGUGGCGCCUAAUCUACCACAAAAUCAAGAAGACGAGCAGCAACGAUGGAAAUCAACAUCAGCCUCCCUCAAACUCUCAUGAGAACAAUUCGUACGUCUAAGUGGACUGAAAUGAUCGAUACUCGAUCUGUUGGUACAACUACAAACUAGAUAGUCACCGGCACGUGUAUUGUUAUGAAUUUUUCUCCCUGCUUUGAUGUUCUAUCUGUUUAGGGAAAAAAAAAAUCUAGCAACUAUAUAGUGCAUGCUGUUGUAUAAUUCAUCUUUUCUCCCUGUAUUGUUGCGUACUUAAGACAUGCAAUAUAAUACAUCUUUAGGUGUUCCUCGAUGGUUA